This is a messenger RNA of Nilaparvata lugens (brown planthopper), 1091 nucleotides long. Its product is annotated as sodium channel protein Nach-like. The transcript is spliced from 7 exons. The record is from RefSeq and is a predicted model, not a curated record. Gene Ontology annotation, molecular function: ligand-gated sodium channel activity. Bases 69 to 941 code for a protein of 290 amino acids. Gene Ontology annotation, biological process: sodium ion transmembrane transport. Gene Ontology annotation, cellular component: membrane. NCBI's taxonomy places the organism in Eukaryota, Metazoa, Arthropoda, Insecta, Hemiptera, Delphacidae.
AUUACAGUGAAUAUCAACUGAAAUAAUGUGAGACUACGGACCACUCUGAUUUGAUAAACUCGCCUGGAAUGGGAAUAAAUCAAGAUCUUCAAGUAGUUUUCAACCCACAACUGGAAGAAUAUACAUGUCCGCCAAAUGUUGCAAUGUUAUUUGGUACUAAAGUGUUCAUUCAUGAUCCACGAACACAUCCAACUGACUUGAUUUCUGAUAUCUCAUCCAGUAUGACUAUGGCAGCCUAUCAGGAAACCACUAUCAUUCGUCUCCAUCCUCGAAUUGAGAGAUACACCACACAAGUUCAUAAUUUCAUAAAUAUCUGCAAUAGCACAUCUAUAGGAACAAGUGUUCCGUAUUGCCGUGAAGAAUGUUACUUCCGAUGCAGAGCAGCAAAAAAAGCACACAAAUGUAACUGCCUGUUAUAUCAUCAUGCUGGGAUAACAGAAUCAAAUUUUUCAAAGACAUGUUCUCUCAAGGGCUGGGAGUGUCAUUUCAGAAACAUCAAGAGUGUUGUUGACAAUGAAAUUGAAGCUUUUCAGGAGGAGAUAAGUUCUUGUGAGUGUCCCCCAGCAUGUGAAAGUAUCCAGUACAGAUAUGAAACAUCUUCUUACUCUGACGAAGAAUCAUCCAGCUCUGAAGAAAAAGAAUCUCAUAUUCUUGUAUUUUUCAAGGGAGAAAAAGUAACCUUGAUCAAGAGAUCGCCAGAUUACCCAUUUUCAAGACUAAUGUAUAUUGUACUGGGACAUAUCUCGAUGUUUCUGGGUGCAAGUCUGAUGAGUAUUGUGGAAGUGAUUUACUUCUUCACAUUGAGGCUUUACAACGAUCUAUGGAUGAAUGAGCAGCCCAAGCCAGCCAAAAAGAAGACUGGACUCGAUCUAGAGGAGAUAUGUGAGGGCACAAAGGAAGGCACCAUCUACUGGGAUGAAAUAUUAGCUAACAUUGAUUGAAUUGCAUCACACACUUAUCAAAAGAUCCUUUAAUUGUUUUUCGCCCACUUGGAUGUAAUGAGCUGGUUUUCGUGCGUCAUAUGGAGGCCGAAAGUGAUUGUUUUCUGACCAGGCCAUCUUACGUCACAUGGACGGGAAGGGACCUUUCAC